GAUCUUUUUAUUAUGCUCGCUGAGGAAUGAAGUUCGCGCCGCACAGCAACGAGUGCGGUCAUUAAACUGAUACCAGGAGCCGUUUGUAAUAAAAAUCUGUUUGGUUUGUGGAGAGGACAAGAAAAUUACAACCGUACAUUCUAUCUUCUGGUGUCGCUGUCCGCCAUUUUAACAUGAAUGAAAGCCACCCGAAGGAACAUCUCAGCGGCGCAGCAUCCAUUAUUCUUUCAUUGUGGUUCUUCUUCUCCGGCUUAGCAGCUGUGACUGGAAAUGCAGCUGUUUUGUGGCUGUUCUACAAAAACCAGUCAUUUCGAACAAUUUCCAACCGACAUUUAGCCUCCCUAUCUGUUGCAGACUUUUCGGUCGGGCUUAUUGUGGACCCUCUGUGGAUAGUCAUCAGAUGUUGGAUUAAGCCGCGAGCUGAAACCGGUUUGUACGACUCUAUAGAAGUGCUGUGGGUUUACACCACCGCCACCACUACUUUCAACAUUUGUUGUGUUUCUGUCGACCGGUUUAUUGCCAUUCGCUUUCCUUUCCGUCAUCAGGACAUUGUAACCAAGAAAAGAUGCUACACGGUUAUAACUUUGGUGUGGUCAGUCUCCCUGGGUCUUUCCAUUUCAAUGCUAUUGCAGAAUGAUGAAAAUGUUAAAAAAUUCUUUUUGCUGUUACCAAGUAUAAUCUUUGUUUUCCCAUUGUUAGUCGUCUCGUUUUGCUAUAUCAGUAUUUUUCGGGUUGCCAGAAAACAAUUUAAAACAAUGUUAGCGCGGGAGAGUUCGCAAAACUGCGACGAAAACAUUAGAGUCAGUCUUUUUUUGCAAAAUUUCAAAGCUAUCAAAACAGUUGGAUUUGUCGUGGGUGCUUGUAUUAUCACAUGGAUGCCCAGUUUAGCUCUCUAUAUAGUUAGCUGUUACCAUAUAUUAGUGACAGACCAGUACGAAACGUUUGAAUCAUUGCUCUAUGUUGCGUGGCCUUGGGCUGAAGCCAUCGCUUUUACUUCAUCAGCGAUGAACCCAAUGAUAUAUUACUUCAGAAACAGCGAAUUUCGCCAAGUUUUUCGCAGAACCUUCCAGCGACUGUCCUCUCUUGACGUGAACAAUUCACCCGAUAUUGACCUGAAACGAGAAAGAAACCGAACGUACGAAAUGGAUGGACGAGUGGGAAUUUAGCAUGGCUAGAUAUAGAGUAAUGAAGACAAGUCGAAUAUAACAGUAAUCCGCCCGCAAGCAAACCUGGUCGGCCUCCAUAA
Molecule: messenger RNA, 1246 nt
Organism: Stylophora pistillata
Lineage: Eukaryota; Metazoa; Cnidaria; Anthozoa; Scleractinia; Pocilloporidae
Product: beta-1 adrenergic receptor-like
Biological process (GO): G protein-coupled receptor signaling pathway
Cellular component (GO): membrane
Molecular function (GO): G protein-coupled receptor activity
Source: RefSeq, a predicted model, not a curated record